CACUGAUUCCUUGCUUGGCCAUGUCCAAUCUACUGAUAAGUUCAUUAAAAGCAUUAUUCAUUUUUGUUGUAGUGAUUUUUAUUUGUAGCAUUUUCUUUUCAUUCUUUCUUCGAGUUGUGCUUACAUUACCCAUCUGUACUUACAUGUUGUCUACUUUUUCCAUUAGAGUUUUUCACAUAGUAAUCAUAGUUAUUUUAUAUUCUGUAUCUGAAAUUAUUACUGAUAACCCCCAAAUCUGUGCCAUACCUGAGUCUAAUUCUGAUGCCUGCUUUGUCUCCUCAGAUUGCCUUUUAUCUUGCCUUUUAGCAUGCUUUUUACUGUUUUUUAAAAGCCAGGAUAUGUUGGGCAAUGGGAACUGAGGUAAAUAGGCUUUUAGUGUAAUGUUUUACGUUAAUUUGACUAGGGUCUGGGCCAUUAAAUGUUUGUUGUAGGGGUAGGUGCCAGAGGCUUCAGUUUGCUCUAGUGUCUUUAUUUUUUGUUUUAUUUUUCUCCCCCAUUGUCUUUGCAUUUCCCUAAGAAUUCCUUUUUAAAUGGUCUGUUUCUUGCAACUUGUUCAGUUGAAAUCCACUGUUACUUUACCAGAACCCUGGUGACAUGGUGGUAGAGUAUGAGGACGAGGAAGUGUUCUAUAAUCUUAGGACCAAAUCUUAGUCUUUUGGUGGGCUGGAGUCCUGGGCUGCAACUCUCACAAAUAUUUUUUGGCCCUUUCCUCCCCUUCUUUUCAGGUGAAACAAGAAGGGUAGAGGGGCUAUAGCUGGCUAAUUUCCCCUCUCCCAGGACAGCAUAUAAGGCUCUGGUAAAUUUUCCCUUGGAGUGUUGGCUUUUGUCAUGGAGAACAGUGCAAGCUUAUUUCAAAACCGUUACUUUCCCCUGGAUGUUUUUCAAAAGGGUUCUGUUCUCCUUCCCCUUACUCAAAAGGGAGAAGAUUUUUAUUGGAUCUUUAUCCUGGGCAUUGUUACUUUUCUCCUCCCCUUACCAAAAAGGGGAGGAGAUCAUUCUUGGAUCUUCAUGUUCAGAACCUGGUGAAGUCCUGGAGGGUAAAGCCAAAAGAUUGUGGAGGGUUCUCGUUGGAUUGGGUCCGUUGGAGUUCUUACUUGCAAGCCUUUGUUGAAAUUAGCAUUUAAGUUUUCUCCCCAGUGUAUUUCUCUAGCACCUUCUGCUCCAGGAGCACAGUCACUUGGUGUGCCUACUUCACUUCUUUUAAGCGAAAGAACAGCGGACAGGCAGCAUGAGUGACUGGGGUUCCUUAGGCCAGCUCCUCGGCAAGGUUCAAACCUACUCCAACCCUGGAGGGAAGGUAUGGCUCUCCAUCCUUUUCGUAUUCCGAAUCCUGCUCCUGGGGACAGCAGUUGAGUCAGCCUGGGAUGAUGAGCAGUUUGCCUUUCGUUGUAAUACUCGGCAGCCCGGUUGUGAAAACGUCUGCUACGAUAAGUCCUUCCCGAUCUCUCAUGUGCGCUUCUGGGUGCUGCAGAUCAUAUUUGUGUCUGUCCCCUCACUUUUGUACCUAGUGCAUGUAUUCUACUUGCUGCGCAAGGAACAUAAUUCGAAAAAGAAAGGGGAGGAACUCACAGUUGCUCAAACCAAUGAUGUCAACAUGGAGGAAAUCAGAAUCGAAAUGAAGAAGUUCAAGUUCAGCGCUGAAGAACACUAUAAGGUGAAGAUGAGAAGGGACUUGCUGCGAAUCUAUACUGUCAGCAUCUUCUUCAAGUCUCUUUUCGAGGUGGCCUUCCUGCUGAUCCAGUGGUACAUCUAUGGAUUCAGUCUAAACGCGGUUUACACUUGCAUACGAGACCCCUGCCCGCAUCAAGUGGACUGCUUCCUUUCUCGCCCCACAGAGAAAAAUAUCUUCAUUCUCUUCAUGCUAGUGGUGUCCUUGGUGUCUCUUGCUUUGAACAUCGUCGAGCUAUUCUCUGUCUUUGUCAAGAGCAUUAAGGACCGCGUGAAGGAUUCAAAGAGUGAGUCUUACUAUGUUAUAUCUGGUCUGCUGGGUCCCUCCAAAGGCAGUUCAUCAGUUAUUGCUCUCUCUGACAUGUCCGUUCCCAGGAACAAGCUUGUUCCCGGAAACGCAAACAGUUCUUCCUGCCUCAGUUACAGCAAACAAGGAAAUGAGCAAAACCGUGCUAAAUAGAGUGCAUAGCAAGGUUUAAUGGAGCAGGCAAGAAGCACCGCCUCUCCACUCGCUCACACAGCCUUUUAAUUUCCUUGAUGAUAAGCAGAUUCUGAGGGAAAAAACAAAAACCCUAGCUACUGGGCAGUAGCCAUUGUAGACAGCAGCCAUUCUGCAAAGCCAGCAGUCAUGCCAGCAGCAGCCUUGAUGACCUAGAGAUCUAGACACAUGCUUGAAAGCAUUAUGAUUUUGCUCAAAUGUUAAAGUAAAAGGAAGGUACAAUGGAGAGUGUACUUUUGUUCCAGUGGAAGCAGUACUGAACACUGUCAGUCACGAGGCUUAGUGGACAUACAGGGUUCUUUUGGAGUAUCUGGGAUAGGAGGGGAGAGACGGGGAGGGAUUAAUUAAUCAGAGGAACAUCUUGGUAUUUAAAAUGGUUGACUCGAAGAAUUUACAUUUUAAAUAAAGUCUCCAUCAGGUGGUACAUAAGUAAAGACUUUCUCUCCCAUAUUCCCCACGAAUGGUUCAGUGUAUAUGAAGGAGUGAUAGAUAUUUGUGAUGUGUUGGUACAAACAAGACACAGUAUAAACUCAUGAACAUGGAUCAUUAAAAUAAUGCAGUGUUCAAAUUUGAGCCUUUGUCACAGAUUUUGUGGUAUGGGCCAUAUGAUGUUUACAUUACAUAAUUCCUACUGUGAAAGUGAAGCACUCCUCCCUCCCCCACUCAGAUGCCCCCCUUCAGCCACUUUAUUCUAUUAGGGACACUGGUUCUGUUCGUUAUGAUUUUUUUCUUUUGUAGAAAGAUGUCGGGAAUGAUGUCCUUUUUCUGAAAUGUAAUCAUUGAUACUUGAAUGAUACACUUUUAGUUCUGUGAACAGCAGUCAAUGUGAGAAACUUAAAAGGAACGAAAAGAGCUGAACUAUUAAAUGUUCUUACAUGAAUUUUGCAGUAACUGAUAGUUCUUGGCUUUGUUCUACUUAAUAAACCUUACAUAACAAGCAUUAUUGUAGAACUUGUAUUCUGUUAUGAGUUUGGCGGGCAGUCUUUUGGGGUGGCUGGCAUUUUUGAUGUUUGUACUGAGAUUUGGAGUGCAAGAAAGGUUGAAAGAGGUUUGAAUAUUACCCAUGUAACUAAUGUGUUGGAAAUGUACACUAAAGAAAUCUGUUUCUUCAAAUACCUUUUCUAAAACUGACAGAUGGUUGGUGAAAAUGCCGAGCUUCAUACUUUGUUCUUGUGCGACAGCUACAUCAACAGUUUUGUACACUAAAUAGUUUAAUAUUUCACAUUAGACUACUGUCAUGUUCAGCUUUAUUAGUGCAAAUGUAGACCUAGUCCAUCAUAUAGUCUAGAGAAUGUUCUUUAAUAAAGUUUAAGAGAACAACCUGCA
Molecule: messenger RNA, 3493 nt
Organism: Neofelis nebulosa (Clouded leopard)
Lineage: Eukaryota; Metazoa; Chordata; Mammalia; Carnivora; Felidae
Product: gap junction alpha-1 protein-like
Exons: 2
Coding region: 1229-2128 (299 amino acids)
Biological process (GO): cell communication
Cellular component (GO): connexin complex
Source: RefSeq, a predicted model, not a curated record